AUGUUCCUUAGGCCUGAUUACAUAACCCUUAGCGCGCCCGUCCUAGUCAUAAUCCUGAUUGACUCAUCCAAAACCAUAGCUACCUACCUAUAUUUCUAUCAACAUGCACAGCUGAACUUACAACCGUGUGAUACGAAAGAAUCAAAGAGUAGGCUAGAGUUGCUUCCCGUUGAAGCGAUACAAUCGAUUGAGUGUCUUAUCGGAAACGUCCCUGAUCUAUUGUCCAUCAUCCUUACCAAUGAGAUAGGGUCUAAGGUGCUAUGUGAAGCAGUUUUGACCGCUUCAAUCUCACGCCAGGUAGCUGUCAGCAAUGAUGUCCUCGACGAAUAUGAUAAUUGUUUUACCGAGAAUGAUAAAAAUAUCGAGUCUAAAGCCUAUUCCGAUUUAAGGAUUUGUGAUACUCUAUUUCUGAGCAAACUCCAUUUUCAUGUUGUCUCUUUCACAAACGAUUUUGAAACGCCCUUUGCCGUUCAUUUACAUUUCGAUCAAAAUAGAAUAUUUUUCAAUCAUUUCUCAAUCUGGGGGAGCGAACAGUUAGCUUGCGUUCACGAUCAUAUAUUUCGCAUCAUUGCUCCUGGUACAGACAAACAUUUCGACGUAGGCUUUGGUGAGCUCGCCGACCAUGAUGUGGAAUGGGACGAAUAUAUGAUGGCGUAUACUUCCUUUGACGACUCAGAGAAUAUCGAACCACUAAUCGCUCGUGGUAUUUUUGCCAUCCGUAAUAUGGUGGAAGCAAAGAGCUACGAACAAAUUCGUGAAGCUUACACUCAAGAUUAUCCGGAGCAUUCGUCACAUCUUCUUGAUCAUUGGCUUAGGAAUUCCACAGAUGGUAGUGGGGAAGAUGAAUGGGAUUGGGUUGAGGAUUAUCCCAAGGAAGAUAAUGAUAAAUUUAUCAAGAAGCCUGUGUGGUAUGAUGAUGAUGAUGACAAGGGCUCUGAGCAUGUUUGGAGAUAG
Messenger RNA from Botrytis porri, 954 nucleotides. RefSeq lists its product as uncharacterized. The transcript is spliced from 4 exons. The record is from RefSeq and is a predicted model, not a curated record. Bases 1 to 954 code for a protein of 317 amino acids. Lineage: Eukaryota; Fungi; Ascomycota; Leotiomycetes; Helotiales; Sclerotiniaceae.